UAAAGGUCGAAAAGGUCUUUUUCCAUUCCAUUCACCCUCUUGGAUUUGGAAUUUUCUCAUCGAUUUUCUCCCGAGGAAAUUUCAAUCUGUCUCCUCCUCUUUGUUCUCCGUGAUCCCUAUCGCGUGAUUCUCUUAUUUUUACGAGUAAAGUUGAAAAUUUUGAAAGAGAAGCCAUCCGUCGUUCAUGGCCGAUAUGAGCGAGAAGGAAGCUAUGGUGGAUCCUUUUUUGGUCGAGGCUCUUCAGAACCCUCGUCAUCGUCUCGCAAUUUUGCGUAUGGAGCUGGACAUACAGAAGUUCUAUCAAAGUCCAGAGCAGCAACAGUUUGAGUUCCGGCCACUUCCAACAUCUUAUCUCCGUCUUGCUGCACACCGUGUUGCUCAGCAUUACGGGCUGUUUACCACAGCUUUAGACAGUGGUGCCUUAGAUGGCUCAGGGAACAGAAUCUUGGUGACAAAAACGGCGGAAAGUAGAUAUCCAUAUGUCUGUUUGUCUGAGAUUCCUGUAAAGCAACCUGAGAUUAAUGAUAGGCCUGUGGGUUUCAAAAUCGCCAUCAAGCCUAGACCCAACAGAGGAUCUGGUGGGAUAGGUAGUGGAUCAGCAGUAGAAAAGAAUCUCUUGAGAAGCGUUGAGGAGAGGAAACAGGAGUAUGAUAAAGCCAGGGCUCGUAUCUUCAACAGCCCUAGCAGCUCAGACUCUGAAGAUUCUUCUACACGAGCUCCUCCUCUUGAAACGAAGAAUAACACUAGGUGCUCGACUAGAAAUGAAACCCAAAAAAAUCUAGCUGAUGUAGAGAGGAAGGGUGUUAUCAGAGAGUCAGGACGGACUUCUCGGGUUGCCAUUAUUAGAGAUAGAGAGAAGGAUCGCUAUGAUCCUGAUUAUGACCGGAACAGGUAUGUGAGGGUUACUCCACCUGAACAAAACUUUAAUCCGAUACCAAUUCAGCUUCCGUUUUAUGAUGCGGUUUUCCCAGAGAUGCCAAGAUGAUGCAGGGAGAUUGUGUUUGGUUAUUGGGAGGCUUAUUUCUCAAGACUUUUAGAGUACACGAUUCUUCUGUUAUUUGGAAACUCUAGUGACAAUUAGCGGUCGUUUUACUACCAAUGAUGUAUCAACAUUACUCUACCAAUUUUAGAUUUUAUUAUUUAAAAUUUUGCCUUA
This is a messenger RNA of Eutrema salsugineum, 1156 nucleotides long. RefSeq lists its product as uncharacterized. The record is from RefSeq and is a predicted model, not a curated record. The coding region runs from base 185 to 985 and encodes 266 amino acids. The transcript has 3 exons. NCBI's taxonomy places the organism in Eukaryota, Viridiplantae, Streptophyta, Magnoliopsida, Brassicales, Brassicaceae. Gene Ontology annotation, molecular function: nucleic acid binding.